AUGGAAAAAGGAAAUAAUCCUCCCAAGGUUCAAGUCCUUUGUUUUCUCUUGUGUAUAUUCUCUGCCUCGGGCAUUCGUGCUGCUUCGUAUGAUCAUCUUCAACUAGUUUACGCAUGGCCCAACACGUUUUGUUUGGACCGAAAUGUGGCGUGCAGAAGCCCGAUGCCUCAGAAGUUUGUUCUGCAUGGACUUUGGCCAUCUGAUAAAUCUGGCCAACCUUUAGCUUACUGUCAUAAAACUGCAAACAUUUCUUUGGCACUUAGCAAGUACGAAAAACAACUGUCGAGUUCGUGGCCGUCCCUCAGAAGGGACCUGACGAACAUGAAAUUCUGGCAAUAUCAAUGGGAAAAACAUGGGACUUGCGCACUAUCGAGAAUGAAAGUGCUCGGUUAUCUGCAGCUAAUUAUUACCACACAGCGCAAGCUCGACCCAUUAAUGGCGCUUAGAGCUAACAACAUUAAGCCCAAUGGGUCAUCAUACCACAUGAAAUCUGUCGAGGAUGCCAUAAGACGAGAGAUUAAGAGUCGGAAUUUUUAUGUCUCGUGCCAAGUUUUCAAAGGUGGCCCUUUUAUUAAAGAAAUCUAUAUAUGUUUUGAUGAUAUUGGGCAAAAAGUUGUAUCUUGCUCCAUUACAGAGCUCCGAAGAGGAUGUGGUAAGGGCAAGAAUCUUGUUUUUCCAGCUUCUGUAUCAAAAAAUGUGAAAGUGUAG
Molecule: messenger RNA, 708 nt
Organism: Striga hermonthica
Lineage: Eukaryota; Viridiplantae; Streptophyta; Magnoliopsida; Lamiales; Orobanchaceae
Source: the annotation of a GenBank genome assembly